Coregonus sp. 'balchen' is the source of this 3472-nucleotide messenger RNA. Lineage: Eukaryota; Metazoa; Chordata; Actinopteri; Salmoniformes; Salmonidae. The record is from the annotation of a GenBank genome assembly.
AUGGCAGAAGCACCUCCAUGGUCCAGACGGUUUUUCUGUCACAGAUGUUCGGAAGAGAUCAGCCCUCGCCUCCCCGUAAGUAACGUUUACAAGAAGCAAGAAGUUAAAGACAAUAGUCGUGCAGAGUAGAUACAUUGUUGUUGGUCCUUAGCCUUUCUAGCUAGCGAACAGCCACUCUGGCUAGUAACUAGCUAAGCAGUACGCUAACUUGAGCUAACCGGAUUUUCUAUGUCUGGCAACUGACAGUUAGCUAAUGAGAACUAGCUAACUAAUAUUUUAGCAGGAAGGAUGGUGUUAAAUCAGAGACUCACUAUCUAGUUAGCCAACUAACCGUAUCUGAUAUGUUUUUCGGUUAAGCUAACUAGCUAACGUUGCCUACCUAGCUAGCCUGUCUCGAGUUGCGUCGUUUGUAGCUAGCUACAGUAGCUAGCUUGGCGGUGUACGUGCUAACCAGCUUUACUUAGCUAGGGCAUGAAAUCUAUGCAAUAUAUAAAUGUGACCCACAUAUCUAGUUAGCUAGAAAUGUGACAUGAUGGGACAAGCACUCUUAGCCAAGGAAUGCAUCAGAGCUGCCUUUGAUAUCAGUCAGCAAUGCUUGACAAUGGCAUCUGAUGACAGUUACAUCCUGAUUAGCAAUGAAUGAUUACUAAAGGAUUCCAUUAAGUGUCCAAACAUCCUGUAGGCCUCAUGACUACAUCCAGAUCAGCUGCAGCAGAGGACGAUUUGUAUUUAGCUAGUCAUAAUUUUCCAGUAUCUUCAAGGAACAGUUUAUUGUAAAUAUUUCCAUGGUGGUAUUAAGGUUUCCUCUAGAAAGCGUAGACAUAGGUUAGUCGUUUGCUGGCAGAUUCCAAUGCCAAAGCUAAAAUAUUAUGUCUAGUGUUGAAAUUCUACAGUCUCAGUGACAAUGGCACGUUGCAUUCUUUCUUGCUGUGUGUGUGCCAUUCAGUUAAAUCACACCAGCAUAACAGUCAGGGCCUGGAACGAUCUGUCAUAUAAUACUAAAGGUGUGUCUCACAAUGAAAUGUUCAUCAGUAGGCUUUCCCCAGUUUGGUGCUAAUGACAACUGAAUUACAUACUGAACACAAUUGAAGUCCUUCCAGGAUUAUUUGUCAUUAUUUGUGGAUUAUUGUAUUUAAUUUGGGUUAUCUCCUUUUUAUGUCUGGUUGUUCUUUCAAGUUGGCCACGUUCAUAGUUGAAUGUAGUGAAGUAGGGAUUCAAUAGCUGAUUGCUAGCUGUGUGUGGUAGUGAAUGCAAAGAUGACACCUAAAGGCAUUGUAAUAUUUGUUUGUAGGAUUAUACAUGUCCACGGUGUGAGUCUGGCUUCAUCGAGGAACUGCUGGAGGAGAGAAGGUUUGUUAAAUGUGUGAUGGCAAGCAUUCUGUUAACAUUCUGAUUAAAGAUGCCAACAAGUGUCAAUAGAUUUUGUCACUUGGCAUCACAGAACUUUUCAACCUAUGAUUACACCACUCUGGUCAAGAGGGUGUGCACAAAUUUAAAAAAUCUCACUCCAAAAAUGCUAACUGUUGUUUUCUAUGUUUCUCUUCCUGAACAGCAGUGAAAAUGGGUCCACAUCCACCAUCUCCAGCGGUGAUCAGAACCAACAGUCGUUUGAGGUUUCUUAGCUUAUUUAUUCAGCUUAUUGAUAAAUACAGGCUAGACCAUGAUAUUGUUAUCUUAGCAAACAGAAAAGCACGCCUUUGUGCAUUCUGGAAAGAUUUCUUCAGUUGAAAUUUCACCUGGUUUUUGACGUAGUUGGGAUUUAUGUUGACAAUAAACAUUGAAUAGUACAGAAAGAACUCCCAAGUAAUUUUAUGAAUGUGUCUGUUUGUCCAUUUCUUGUAGAAUGUGGACCCUUCACACAUGGCUACAUUCCCCUCGGGUUACGGCCAGUUUGCUCUAGGUGUCUUUGAUAACUCCUUCGAUUUUGGAGCGGGGCUGGGAACAGAGGACAACCGUGACACAGAGAACCUGCAGGAACAGGAGUUGGCAUCACGGCAGCGUUACGGCACCAGGCAACCUCGUGGACGCCAUGGCAUCCGGAGGCAGGCAGGAAGACAUGAGGGAGUGCCCACUCUAGAGGGGUAAGCUCAGUGACUUGUGGUACCUCAUUAACUUUAGAUGUCAGCAGUUCCCAGUGAUAGGCUUGUCUCUUUUCCUCUGAGCUUUGAUGAUUUAGCUUGUCGCCCCUGUUCUAUGUAAGCAAUGAUGAAAUGAGGUCUCAUUUUUGGAUGCAUGCAGAACAUAACCAUGUUUUUUUUGUCCUCUUGUGUAGAAUCAUUCAGCAGCUAGUGAAUGGAAUAAUCGCCCCUACAGCAAUGCCAAAUAUUGGUGUGGGACCCUGGUGAGUACAAUUAGUCUCAAGAUACUGGGAUGUACUAUGACCCAUUGUUUUUAUGUAAAACUUUGGUGAAGUCAUCCAACUGACUCUGUCUUCCAGCUGAUGUUUGUUUGUUUAUCUUCCUUUAUAGGGGAGUGCUCCACUCAAACCCCAUGGAUUAUGCCUGGGGUGCCAACGGACUAGAUGCAGUCAUUACACAGGUACGUAUUGACUGUUUACCACUCAUAUUAUUAAACAUUUCUAAAUUAACCGUCAAAAAGCACACAAAAAAUACCUGCAUAUUUGCAUUGUGAAAAUGGUUGUUUGGUCAGCAUGAUCCACGCAGUAUCAAAUAAAAUGUUAUAUUUUGUGUGUCCCCUAGUUAUUAAAUCAGUUUGAGAACACUGGCCCUCCGCCAGCUGACAGGGACAAAAUCAAGAGCCUUCCCACAAUCCUAAUCACACAGGAGCAUGUCGGUGAGUGACCCUGAACAUCAACACACACAGCACAGUCAAUUGCAUCACCUGUGGGCUGGACUUGUUGUGGUCUUGCUCUUUUUCUAUGGAAGUCAGUGGGUCAUAGGGUUUGGGGGUGUUUUUAAGCCUUUUUUGAAUACAUUUACAUCUUGGAAUUUGUUUUCUGUUUCCAGGCUCAGGUCUAGAAUGUCCAGUGUGUAAAGAAGACUACAGUGCUGGAGAAAAUGUUAGGCAACUUCCAUGUAAUCAUUUGUUUCACAAUGAUUGCAUAAUACCCUGGCUUGAACAGGUAAGACCUUUCCACUCAUAUAUAUACCCUUCUUUUUAGUGCUAUCAUUGACAAACCCUAGAUGACCUUUUCCUGACCCCCAUCACCAAACCACAAACAUAUAUUGGCCCACAUAUAUUCUCCUGGGCAAGUUAAGUGGUCAGUAAAAACUGCUGGCCCUACUUCAAAGAUUCUUGAAGACGACUAAUUAUAUAGUGAUGUCUUCUGUGUUUGUGCCCCUGUGUUCUUCCACAGCACGACACAUGUCCAGUGUGCAGGAAAAGCUUGAGUGGACAGAACACAGCUAUGAAUCCUCCAGGUCUAUCAGGGAUCAACUUUGCCACUUCCUCUUCCCCUACACCCCCGUCCUCCAGUUCAACCAGCAACGAGAACUCAGCCAACAACUCCUAA